AGGAAAUAUUAUACUUCAGCAUGAGGAAUUACCACUGGUUUCCCAGGACAAGUUUAUGGAGCAGCCAGCAUCAAACAGAUUUGAUUUCAUAAUUUAAAUGUCCCCCUUAAUUUAAUUCAUUUUUGCUUUGAGGUGGAUUAUUUUGUUGGAAAAGCUGUGUGUGUGUGUGUGUGUUCAGUGGCUAAACAGAAACAGAGCAAUAGACAUUGCAGCACUACAGUCCAAGCAGAUGUGAAUCAGUCUUGGAUCUUAACCUGCUGUGUUAAAUUGGGAUGGAGAAAGUAAUCAACUGUUUCAAGAAAAGGCCAGAGGCAGUGGCCAGGCUGAUCUGCUUCCCCUGGGCAGGUGGAGGGUCCAUACACUAUGCACGCUGGGGAAACGUCCUCAACAGCUCUAUCGAAGUGUUUGCUGUCAAACUUCCAGGCAGAGAGAGUCGAGCCAAAGAGCCGUUCUUUCAGAGCAUGCAGCAGAUUGUGGACGAGGUUAUUGGUGUGUUGUUACCGGUGCUGAAGGAGAAGCCGUUUGCUCUCUUUGGCCACAGUUUUGGUGCCUUCACGAGUUUCGCUGUGGCAGAUGCUCUGAAGAAACUCCACAACCUCGAACCUGUUCAUAUCUUCCUGUCCGGUGCCUCUGCACCUUAUUCAGAAACGCGCAUCAAAGCCCCAAAGAGAAGCGAGUUAUCAGAUGAUGAUUUUCUCAAGUGGUUGAUUUCGAUUGGAGGAACUCCUCCUGAACUUCUGGCCAACCCUGAAGUCUUGAAGCUCUUCCUUCCCACUCUAAAAGCCGACCUUCACAUUGUGGAGAACUACAGGUGUAACAAGCCGGACAAUUCAUUCCUGUCCUGCCCAGUCACAUGCUUUGAUGGAAAAGAUGACAUUCCUCAUGAUUUACAAGCUUGGAAAGAGAUCACAUCAGGAGAUUUCACUAUCAGGAUGCUCGAUGGAUCUCACUUUUACCUGAAGGAUUCUGGAAAUGAAAAAAUUAUAUUAGACUAUGUCACAAAGUAUCUGGAAACAUCAGAAAUGGACUAUUUAUAAUGAAAUAUGUAAAAUUACGGCACAGUCAGUGUUUGUGUCUAAUUCCUUUAAUUUUUAUUUUUUUUACUAAUUCAUUAUGAUGGAAUUUAAUUCUGUACAUUUCAGAGGUUCAACAUUUGUUGUCUAACAAAACAAUGUGUAGUUUUUAAGGCUGAGUAUGCCAUUAAAAAUAAGGUAUCCAGAUUUCCCUCCUUAAUUUACCAUAAAAUUGAAGGCAUGGACACAGAUUUUCUUUAUGUUUAUUUCCAAAUCCAUAUUUUAAAAUGCAUACAGUUCAAAACCAUGCCCAGUCAGUUAAAGUGUUCUUUGUUGGAGCUACAUGAAAUGUCUGUAACAGGUGGCAUGUGCCCAGAUUUGAGAUGGUGGACAUGUCCAUAAAUUACAAACUUCACUUCU
Toxotes jaculatrix (banded archerfish) is the source of this 1433-nucleotide messenger RNA. It is a transcript of the gene olah, whose product is annotated as oleoyl-ACP hydrolase. NCBI's taxonomy places the organism in Eukaryota, Metazoa, Chordata, Actinopteri, Toxotidae. The transcript has 6 exons. The coding region runs from base 273 to 1037 and encodes 254 amino acids. Gene Ontology annotation, biological process: lipid biosynthetic process. The record is from RefSeq and is a predicted model, not a curated record.